CAACAGGGUCCCUACUGCAGGUCUCGGAUUGGUCCGACUUCCAGAUCGACUGGAUCGCAAGCCCCUUUGCCGGAGCAGAGCCUGUCCGAGCCAUGUCCCAGGGGCUGUACCACGAGGAGUUCGCGGGAGCUGGCAAGCAGGCGGGGCUGCAGGUCUGGCGGGUCGAGAAGCUCGAGCUGGUGCCGGUGCCCCAGAGCGCUUACGGAGACUUCUACGUCGGGGAUGCCUACCUGGUGCUGCACACGGCCAAGGCGGGCCAGAGCUUCACCUACCGCCUGCACUUCUGGCUGGGAAAGGAGUGUACUCAGGAUGAAAGCACAGCAGCUGCCAUCUUUACUGUUCAGAUGGAUGACUAUUUGGGUGGCAAGCCAGUGCAGAGUAGAGAACUUCAAGGCUAUGAAUCUACUGACUUUGUUGGCUAUUUCAAAGGAGGUCUGAAAUACAAGGCUGGAGGCGUGGCAUCUGGACUGAAUCAUGUUCUCACAAAUGACUUGACCGCUAAGAGGCUCCUGCAUGUGAAGGGUCGGAGAGUGGUCAGGGCUACGGAAGUUCCCCUUAGUUGGGACAGUUUCAACAAGGGCGACUGCUUCAUCAUUGACCUUGGCACAGAAAUUUACCAAUGGUGUGGUUCCUCGUGCAACAAAUACGAGCGUCUGAAGGCAAGCCAGGUUGCCAUUGGCAUUCGGGACAAUGAGAGAAAAGGAAGAUCUCAACUGAUUGUGGUGGAAGAAGGAAGUGAGCCAUCAGAGCUCAGAAAGGUUUUAGGGACAAAGCCGGAGCUUCCGGAUGGAAACGAUGAUGAUGACACCGUAGCAGACAUAACGAACAGGAAAAUGGCUAAACUCUACAUGGUUUCAGAUGCCAGUGGAUCCAUGAGAGUGACUGUGGUUGCAGAAGAGAACCCUUUCUCCAUGGCGAUGCUGCUUUCUGAAGAAUGCUUUAUUUUGGACCAUGGUUCUGCAAAACAGAUUUUCGUAUGGAAGGGUAAAGACGCUAAUCCCCAGGAGAGAAAAGCUGCAAUGAACACAGCUGAAGAAUUCCUAAAGCAAAUGAAUUAUUCCAGCAAUACCCAAAUUCACGUUCUUCCAGAAGGAGGGGAAACACCAAUCUUCAAACAGUUCUUUAAGGACUGGAGAGAGAAAGAUCAGAGUGAUGGCUUCGGGAAAGUCUAUGUCACUGAGAAAGUGGCUCAAAUAAAACAAAUUCCAUUUGAUGCCUCAAAACUACACACUUCUCCACACAUGGCUGCCCAGCACAAUAUGGUGGAUGAUGGUUCUGGCAAAGUGGAGAUAUGGCGUGUAGAAAAUAAUGGUAGGAUUGAAAUUGACCAGAACUCCUAUGGUGAAUUCUAUGGUGGUGACUGCUACAUUAUACUCUAUACUUAUCCCAGAGGACAGAUCAUCUACACCUGGCAAGGAGCAGAUGCCACAAGAGACGAGCUGACAACAUCUGCAUUCCUGACUAUUCAGUUGGAUAGGUCCCUCGGAGGACGGGCUGUGCAGAUCCGAGUCUCCCAAGGCAAAGAGCCUGCUCACCUGCUGAGUUUGUUCAAAGACAAACCGCUCAUUAUUUACAAGAAUGGAACAUCAAAGAAAGGAGGUCAGGCACCUGCUCCCCCUACACGCCUCUUUCAAGUCCGGAGAAACCUGGCAUCCAUCACCAGAAUCAUGGAGGUAGAUGUUGAUGCACAGUCUUUGAAUUCCAAUGAUGUUUUUGUCUUGAAACUGCGACAAAACAAUGGCUACAUCUGGAUAGGAAAAGGUGCCAGCCAGGAGGAGGAGAGAGGAGCAGAGUAUGUGGCAAGUGUCCUCAAAUGCAAAACCACAAAGAUUCAGGAAGGCGAGGAACCAGAGGAGUUUUGGGAUUCCCUUGGAGGGAGGAAACACUACCAGACUUCUCCACUGCUAGAAACCCAGGCUGAAGACCAUCCACCUCGGCUUUACGGCUGCUCUAACAAAACUGGGCGAUUCAUCAUUGAAGAGGUUCCAGGAGAGUUCACCCAGGACGAUUUAGCAGAAGAUGAUGUCAUGUUACUAGAUGCUUGGGAACAGAUUUUUGUUUGGGUCGGCAAAGACGCCAAUGAAGUUGAGAGGACAGAAUCUCUGAAGUCUGCCAAAAUGUAUCUUGAGACAGACCCUUCUGGAAGAGACAAGAGGACACCAAUAGUCAUCGUAAAACAGGGCCAUGAGCCACCCACAUUUACAGGCUGGUUCCUGGGCUGGGAUUCCAGAAGGUGGUAA
Enhydra lutris kenyoni (northern sea otter) is the source of this 2240-nucleotide messenger RNA. RefSeq names its product scinderin (gene SCIN). Gene Ontology annotation, molecular function: actin filament binding; phosphatidylinositol-4,5-bisphosphate binding. Bases 93 to 2240 code for a protein of 715 amino acids. Gene Ontology annotation, cellular component: actin cytoskeleton; cytoplasm. The transcript has 16 exons. Lineage: Eukaryota; Metazoa; Chordata; Mammalia; Carnivora; Mustelidae. Gene Ontology annotation, biological process: barbed-end actin filament capping; actin filament severing; actin polymerization or depolymerization. The record is from RefSeq and is a predicted model, not a curated record.